AUGCGGUGCCUGAACAGGAUCAUGGCAGAAUCACCGGGCCUCAUCACCAUCUGCCUUUUAGGAUAUCUACUCAGCGCUCAAUGUACAGUUUUUCUUGAUCGUGAAAAUGCCACCAAAAUUCUGAAUCGGCCAAAGAGGUAUAAUUCAGGUAAAUUGGAAGAGUUUGUUCGAGGGAACCUUGAGAGAGAAUGUAUAGAAGAAAAGUGUAGUUUUGAAGAGGCACGAGAAGUUUUUGAGAACACUGAGAAAACUACUGAAUUUUGGAAGCAAUAUGUUGAUGGAGAUCAGUGUGAGUCCAAUCCAUGUUUAAAUGGUGGCCUGUGCAAGGAUGACAUUAAUUCCUAUGAAUGUUGGUGUCAAGUUGGAUUUGAAGGAAAGAACUGUGAAUUAGAUGCGACAUGCAGCAUUAAGAAUGGCAGAUGCAAGCAGUUUUGUAAAAAGGGCACUGAUAACAAGGUGGUUUGCUCCUGUACUGCCGGAUACCGACUUGCAGAAGACCAAAAGUCCUGCGAACCAGCAGUGCCAUUUCCCUGUGGAAGAGUUUCUGUCUCAAACACUCGUAUGAAGCUCACCCGUGCUGAGACUAUUUUUUCCAAUAUGGACUAUGAAAAUUCUACUGAAGCUGAAAUAACUUUCGAUAGCAUCACUCAAAACAUCACUCAAAGCAACCAACCAUUCAAUGACGUCACUCGCAUUGUUGGUGGAGAAGAUGCCGUAAGAGGUCAAUUCCCUUGGCAGGUCCUUUUGAGUGACGGAAGUGAAGGGUUCUGUGGAGGUUCCAUCGUUAAUGAAAAAUGGGUUGUAACUGCAGCCCACUGUAUCAAACCUGGUGUUAAAAUUAUUGUUGUCGCAGGUGAGCAUAACACCGAGGAGACAGAACCUACAGAGCAAAAGCGAAAUGUGAUCCGUGCUAUUCCUUACCACGGCUACAACGCAUCUAUUAAUAAGUACAGCCAUGACAUUGCCCUUCUGGAACUGGAUGAACCCUUAACGCUAAAUAGCUACGUAACCCCUAUUUGCAUUGCUGACAAGGAAUACACGAACAUCUUCCUCAAAUUUGGAUAUGGUUAUGUGAGUGGCUGGGGGAGAAUCUUCAACAGAGGGAGAUCGGCUUCAAUUCUUCAGUACCUGAAAGUUCCACUUGUUGACCGAGCUACAUGCCUUCGAUCCACAAGGUUCACCAUCUAUAAUCACAUGUUCUGUGCCGGCUUCCAUGAGGGAGGUAAAGAUUCAUGCCAAGGAGAUAGUGGGGGCCCCCAUGUUACUGAAGUAGAAGGUACCAAUUUCUUAACUGGAAUUAUUAGCUGGGGCGAAGAGUGUGCGAUGAAAGGAAAAUAUGGAAUAUAUACCAAGGUAUCCCGGUAUGUCAACUGGAUUAAGGAAAAAACAAAGCUCACUUAAAGAAAAAUGUAUUUCCAAGGCUGACAUAUUUGGGAUUGAAUACAGACAAGGUCCUUUACUAACUAAUCACUUUCCUGUCUCUUUAGAUUUGAAUAUAUACAUUCUAUAAAUAUUGCUUUUUCUCUUUACCAGGAGAGGUCUAGCUAGAAUUCAUAUUUUACUAGAAUAAGUAGAUUAGAAAAUGUGACCACUAGAGAAAUAUACUGUAGCGGGAAAUUGUGCCAAUCCUCCAGUCCAGUCCUUGACAAAAUUGUGAAGCUCUUCAUCCAGCCCAUCAGGCAUUAUGUUCCUCCACUGGGGCAACUCCCUGCUUCUCCAUCCUUAGCAGCAUUCCAUGUGCCAGAUCUUUCUGACCUCACCCAUCAAAAUGUUAAAAUUUAUUAGAUCCGUAUCCAGGAUAUUUGGUUUAGUCCAUCACAAGGCCAGCACCACACUCAUACAGGAAGAGCACAGGAG
Molecule: messenger RNA, 1857 nt
Organism: Hippopotamus amphibius kiboko
Lineage: Eukaryota; Metazoa; Chordata; Mammalia; Artiodactyla; Hippopotamidae
Gene: F9
Product: coagulation factor IX
Exons: 8
Coding region: 1-1401 (466 amino acids)
Biological process (GO): zymogen activation; blood coagulation
Cellular component (GO): extracellular region
Molecular function (GO): serine-type endopeptidase activity; calcium ion binding
Source: RefSeq, a predicted model, not a curated record